Molecule: messenger RNA, 2972 nt
Organism: Anoplopoma fimbria (sablefish)
Lineage: Eukaryota; Metazoa; Chordata; Actinopteri; Perciformes; Anoplopomatidae
Gene: dlg3
Product: discs, large homolog 3 (Drosophila)
Biological process (GO): chemical synaptic transmission
Cellular component (GO): neuromuscular junction; postsynaptic density membrane; neuron projection
Molecular function (GO): kinase binding
Source: RefSeq, a predicted model, not a curated record
UUCUGGAAAGUUAUCAUGAAGUAAGCGGUCUCCUGUUGUCGCAUCUUAAGCCCGUGUGUGGGUGUGGACCGCUGCUGACCGCCGCAAUAACACUAAGAGACAAACAGACGGGGAGCGACUAUCGGCUGGAUUUAAAAACUCAACAUCUCACUCGUUUGGGGAAAAGGAGGCGACACGGUUGUUUAGUUACAUGGGACUAUACUGUAAUUAUAUAUAUAUAUAUAAAAAACAACAACAACAACACUCAAACCCGUUAUUUACAUGACUUUUUUUGGAGUUGGCCAUACCAUGGUACAUAAAUAUGACACAGAGCGAGCAGUGGGGCUGCUCAGACGCUACCAGUCCAACCUGACCAGUCCAGAGGAGCAGGCCCUGAAGACCAGCGUGGGCAAAGUCUCCUCCAUCUUGGGCAGCCAGCUGUUCCAUGCCCUUCUUGAUAUUCAAGAGUGUUACGAGGUGACCUUGCAACUGAACAAAGAACAAACUGUUGUGAAAGAAAACGGCAGGCGGGAUGCGUUGGAGGACCAGGAGGAAGAAGAUGGUGUGUCUCGGGUGCAAGUGACCAGCAGGAGGAGCCCUCACAAAGUGGAGCGAGUUUCUGGCUUGGUGACUCUAUCCCACGUCGAAAUGCCAAAGGCCAACCCUCCCCCCAUCAUCGUCAACGCAGACUCACUAGAUGCAGGCCCUUAUGUAAAUGGCAGUGAUGGGAUGUACAAAUAUGAAGAGAUCAUUUUGGAAAGGGGGAACUCUGGCCUGGGCUUCAGCAUUGCUGGAGGAAUAGACAAUCCCCACAUUCCUGAUGAUCCGGGGAUCUUCAUCACCAAGAUUAUUCCUGGAGGAGCAGCUGCUAUGGAUGGACGUCUGGGGGUGAAUGACUGUGUGCUACGUGUGAACGAUGUGGACGUGUCUGAGGUGGUUCACAGUCGGGCGGUGGAAGCCCUGAAGGAGGCGGGGCCAGUGGUGCGGCUGCUGGUCCGACGGAGGCAGGCACCACCCGAGACGAUUCUGGAAGUCAACCUGCUGAAAGGACCCAAAGGGCUUGGAUUCAGCAUCGCUGGAGGGAUCGGAAACCAACAUAUCCCAGGAGACAACAGCAUCUAUAUCACCAAGAUCAUAGAAGGAGGAGCUGCCCAAAAAGAUGGACGGCUGCAGACUGGAGACCGCCUGCUUGCUGUGAACAACAUCAUGCUUCAGGACGUGCGUCAUGAGGAGGCAGUGGCUGCGCUGAAGAACACCUCUGAUAUGGUUUACCUCAAGGUGGCCAAGCCGGGACCGGUGCACCUCAACGACAUGUACGCCCCUCCGGACUACUCCAGCACCUUCCCCACCAUGGUGGACAACCACGUAGGCCACAACUACAUGGGGGCAAUGGAGCCCAAGCCAGUGUACCCCCCGCCCCAGGUCACCCCGUCCAGGUACUCGCCAGUUCCUCCACACAUGCUGGGGGAGGAAGACUUCACAAGGGAGCCGAGGAAGGUGUUGCUGCACAAGGGCUCCACAGGCCUGGGCUUCAACAUCGUUGGCGGCGAGGAUGGAGAAGGCAUCUUUGUCAGCUUCAUCCUGGCAGGAGGGCCGGCUGACCUGAGCGGCGAGCUGAGGCGGGGCGACCGGAUUCUCUCGGUGAAUGGAGUGAACCUGAGGAAUGCCACACAUGAGCAGGCGGCCGCAGCACUGAAGAGAGCUGGACAGACUGUCACCAUCAUAGCUCAGUACAGGCCUGAAGAGUAUAGCCGCUUCGAGUCCAAGAUCCACGACCUGAGGGAGCAGAUGAUGAACAGCAGCAUGAGCUCAGGAUCAGGCUCCCUGCGCACUAGUGAGAAACGCUCCCUCUAUGUCAGAGCUUUGUUUGACUAUGAUCGAACGAGGGACAGCUGCCUGCCCAGCCAAGGCCUGAGCUUCUCUUAUGGGGAUAUCCUCCAUGUCAUCAAUGCUUCUGAUGACGAGUGGUGGCAGGCGAGACUGGUCACACCACAUGGAGAGAGCGAGCAGAUCGGGGUCAUUCCCAGCAAGAAAAGAGUGGAGAAGAAAGAGCGGGCCAGGUUAAAAACAGUCAAGUUCCACGCCAGGACAGGCAUGAUUGAGUCCAACAGGCCAGUCAAAGUAAAGCGCAAAAAAAGCUUCAACCUCUCACGCAAGUUCCCGUUUUACAAGAGCAAGGAGAAUAUUGUGCAGGAGUUGGUGGAGUCUGAACAAUGCCUGACAUCCAACACAAGUGACAGUGAAAGCAGUUCGAAGGGACAGGAGGACACGAUUCUUUCCUACGAGCCAGUCAUUCGACAGGAAAUCCACUACACAAGGCCUGUGAUCAUACUGGGCCCAAUGAAAGACAGAGUAAACGAUGACCUCAUCUCCGAGUUUCCCCACAAGUUUGGCUCCUGCGUACCCCAUACGACCCGUCCGAGGCGAGAGAACGAGAUGGACGGCCAGGACUACCACUUUGUGGGCUCGCGAGAGCAAAUGGAGAAAGACAUUCAGGAUAAUAAAUUCAUUGAGGCUGGCCAGUUCAAUGAAAACCUCUAUGGGACGAGCAUCUUGUCUGUCAGAACUGUGGCUGAGAGGCAGGGGAAGCACUGCAUUCUGGAUGUGUCGGGGAACGCCAUAAAACGACUGCAGCAAGCACAACUUUAUCCGAUUGCCAUCUUUAUUAAACCAAAAUCCAUUGAAGCCCUAAUGGAAAUGAAUAAGAGGCAGACGUACGAGCAGGCCAAUAAAGUCUUUGACAAGGCAGUUAAGCUGGAGCAAGACUUUGGAGAGUUUUUCACAGCUAUUGUACAGGGUGACUCACUAGAGGAGAUCUACAACAAAAUCAAGCUAAUCAUCGAGGAGCAGUCCGGUCCCUACAUCUGGAUCCCCUCCUCAGAGAAGCUCUGAGCUCCCUGCCGUCCCCUCUGCAUCAGUGCAGAGCUCCCCUCCUGCCUCCCAGAGACCCCUCCCAAGCCCAAAUAGCCCUGCCCCCCCCCCCCCCCCUCCCC